AUGGGAAAUACAAGCAGUGCAGUAUUGGAGAAUAUUGUGCAAGGGUCCAACUCGCUAAUUUUGGGUGCGGUGGCAGUUGAUCGAGAUGAGGUUGAAAGAUUAAGAAAGCGUUUUAUGAAGUUGGAUAAGGAUAACUCUGGCACUAUUGAACGUGAGGAGUUUCUCAGCCUUCCCCAAAUCUCAUCGAAUCCUUUGGCUACUAGAAUGAUCGCCAUCUUUGAUGAAGAUGGAGGUGGAGAUGUCGAUUUCCAAGAAUUCGUCAGUGGGCUCAGUGCAUUCAGCAGUAAAGGAAACAAGGAACAAAAGCUUCGUUUCGCAUUCAAGGUCUAUGACAUUGAUCGUGAUGGAUAUAUAAGCAAUGGGGAAUUAUUCAUUGUGUUGAAGAUGAUGGUGGGAAGUAAUUUGAAGGAUCAACAGUUGCAGCAGAUUGUUGACAAGACAAUUAUGGAGGCGGAUUUGGAUAGGGAUGGGAAGAUUAGUUUUGAGGAAUUUACAAAGAUGGUGGAGAAUACCGAUGUGUCUAUGAGUAUGACUUUAGGGCAAGGUUGGAUGGGUGCUUAA
Messenger RNA from Sclerotinia borealis F-4128, 561 nucleotides. The record is from the annotation of a GenBank genome assembly. NCBI's taxonomy places the organism in Eukaryota, Fungi, Ascomycota, Leotiomycetes, Helotiales, Sclerotiniaceae.